AUGCGGGCGCUGCUGCUGGCGGUGACUCUGCAUGGGGCCCUGGCAGCUCAAGUGCUCCCCGGGAACAAAUACUUUGCCCUCCAAGACAAGAGACUGGACGCCGCAUCCGUCACCUCGUAUCGCCUCACACCCAACCUCUGUACGUGCGCUACAGUAUGCCGCGUGUCCGCGACGUGCUACGGUGUGGCGUUCGGUGCCAUGUACGUCCCUAACCAGACCAUCGCCCUCGGCACCCCAAACGUCUGCCACGUCACCACAAAACCUCAGCUACCCAUCUACCUUCUGGGCAAAGCGGGCUACAGCUCGUUCAUACGUGACACUGGUUGCGACGAGCUCAAGGGCUACCAGAACCUAGGCGCGGCCGGCUGCAUCUGGCUGUCCACCUACACUAGGGGCUGGAAUGGAGCGCAAAACGAGUGCCAAGCGAAGGGUGGCCGCUUGGCCGUUCUUGAUACGCCUGCCAAGUACAAAGCCGUUGUCGAGACACUCAACUCAACCCAACCGCGUCCUAACCAUCAGUGGGUGAAUGCCCAAUAUUCACCGUCUGGUUGGAAAUGGGAGGGUGGAGCAAGUGUUGCGGGUGUCUGGGCGUCCGGGAAACCAGACGGUGUUUCGUACGCCGACUGUGGCGUGAUGAGCAACAACAUGAACUUUUUGCUCGAUAACACCUACUGCAGCUCCUGGUUUAACUUCGUGUGUCAGAUGCCUCCCCAGUUUUGAAUUGCAGUACAUUAUCUUGGGGCUGUACGGCUAAAGAGCUGCAGUGUCGGCAUGUAAAUGAAAUUGAGGAUUUCGCUGAAUGUGUGUAACUCACAAUAUUUGAAUUGCAACACACGCAAAAAAAUAAAUUGAAGUUUGAUUGAUUGUUGAUUUUUGCUGUGUUUUCAAUUAAAUUUUAAAGUCACUUUGACGCUUGCAAUGAAGUUUGCAAGCACCACAGUAUGAAAAUUUACCGGAUCAUCAUUCAUCGAGGUAUCACUUGCAUCCAGCAUCAUUUGUCUCUUCAUUGAUCAGAAACGACCAAGAAUCGUACUUAUAUCUGCGUUCCACGAGCGAUGGUUCAAAUUUGCCAUUGCCCGAUCAUUUUGAUCAUUAAUUAAUUUUACGAAAUGAAAAUUGGGUACAGAUAAUUGAAAAAUACAUGAAAUGCCGAUGAAAUAAAUAAGCACAAUUUGGUGUUUAUCGUCACUUUUCUUCCUAAGCACUGAUUUGAACAUACAAUUAUGUCAAUAAAUAAUCAUAAAAAAUUAGUCAUUACAUUUUUCUAUGUUAUGAUUAGGUAAAUGC
This is a messenger RNA of Hyalella azteca, 1287 nucleotides long. RefSeq lists its product as uncharacterized. NCBI's taxonomy places the organism in Eukaryota, Metazoa, Arthropoda, Malacostraca, Amphipoda, Hyalellidae. Bases 1 to 720 code for a protein of 239 amino acids. The record is from RefSeq and is a predicted model, not a curated record. The transcript has 4 exons.